AGAUGUGCCCCCCCCCCAGGAGACGCCGUUCUCUAACUCUGACUCUAUAGAGUCCCCGGCUCCAGUCUGAACAGAACCAGCUUGUUGGCCGUCUCCGUUCUCAUUCUCACAGCCAACUGCCGGGCUGCUAUGGAGCUGAGACAGCCCCCUGGCUUGUUCCUGCAGUUUCUCGGCCCCCGGAGAUUCAGCUGAUCUUGAUUUUUUUUGGGGGGGGGGUGGGUAUGGGUGUGUGAGGACUGGGGGUGAGGGGCAUCCUCCCUCCUUUUCUGGUUGGGAAUUUUUUGGGGGGAUAUUUUUCUACCCCGACUCCACUCUGACCUGGACCUCUCCAAAGCUUUCUCUUCCAUGAGAAGGAUUCCCUGCUCAGUGCUGCCAUGGCGGAGUGUGUUCUGCCUGCUGCCGCCUGGAACCCCAGUCCCCUGCCCCCCGUGGCCUCGGCUCCAGAUCUCACCUCGGAGCCUGGGGUCAUGGAGCAGCAGCCUCAGCCGCGGACGCCGCCCUCCUCACCGGCCCAGGAGCCUGCCGCCAGCACCGACCCUGACGUCCCGCACCCGGACCUGGCCCCUGUGGUCUUCUUUUGUCUCCGGCAAACCACCAGCCCUCGAAACUGGUGCAUAAAGAUGGUGUGUAACCCUUGGUUUGAGUGUAUCAGCAUGCUGGUGAUCCUCCUCAAUUGUGUCACCCUGGGUAUGUACCAGCCCUGUGAGGACAUGGACUGCCUGUCUGACCGCUGCAAGAUCCUGCAGGUAUUCGAUGACUUCAUCUUCAUCUUCUUUGCCAUGGAGAUGGUGCUGAAGAUGGUGGCCCUGGGGAUUUUUGGCAGGAAGUGUUACCUGGGGGACACCUGGAAUCGGCUGGAUUUCUUCAUUGUGAUGGCUGGGAUGGUAGAAUAUUCUCUGGACCUUCAGAACAUCAAUCUGUCGGCCAUCCGAACAGUUCGAGUCCUGAGGCCCCUCAAAGCCAUCAACCGAGUCCCCAGUAUGCGCAUCCUUGUGAACCUGCUACUAGACACGCUGCCCAUGUUGGGCAAUGUGUUGCUGCUGUGUUUCUUUGUCUUCUUCAUCUUUGGUAUCAUCGGCGUGCAGCUGUGGGCCGGCCUGCUUCGCAACCGCUGCUUCCUGGAGGAGAACUUCACCAUACAAGGAGAUGUUGCCCUCCCCCCCUACUACCAGCCAGAGGAGGACGACGAGAUGCCCUUCAUCUGCUCGCUGUCGGGGGACAACGGCAUCAUGGGCUGCCACGAGAUCCCCCCGCUCAAGGAGCAGGGCCGUGAGUGCUGCCUGAGCAAAGAUGACUUUGCCUACUACAGUGCGGCGCACCAGGACUUCAACGUCAGCGGCAUGUGCGUCAACUGGAACCGCUACUACAACGUGUGUCGCACGGGCAGCGUCAACCCCCACAAAGGCGCCAUCAACUUUGACAACAUCGGUUAUGCCUGGAUCGUCAUCUUCCAGGUGAUCACUCUGGAAGGCUGGGUUGAAAUUAUGUACUAUGUCAUGGAUGCUCAUUCCUUCUACAACUUCAUCUACUUCAUCCUGCUGAUUAUAGUGGGCUCCUUCUUCAUGAUCAACCUGUGCCUCGUUGUCAUAGCGACCCAGUUCUCGGAGACCAAGCAGAGAGAGCACCAGCUGAUGCAGGAGCAGCGCAGGCGGUACCUGUCCUCCAGCACCGUGGCCAGCUACGCAGAGCCUGGGGAUUGCUACGAGGAGAUAUUCCAGUAUGUCUGCCACAUUCUGCGCAAGGCCAAGCGCCGAAGCCUGGGCCUCUACCAUGCCAUUCGCAGCCGUCACCAGGGCCAGGUGGAGCCUGGUGUGGGGGCCAAGCCCGAGCUGGGGAAUGCCAAGGAGCAGAGGCGGGACAGACUGUGCCAGAAACACAUUCCCCUGGAUUACCCACCCCAUACUCUUGUGCAGCCUAUCUCUGUGACACAGACCUCCGACCCGAGCAACUGCCCCCACUGCCGGCAAGAGAGAGACCACCAUCUAUCCCUGGCAGAGAGUGAUGAUGACUUUGGGCAGGAGGAAGGCUCUGCCAAUGAUGAUGAAGGAGAAGGUGGAGGGAGCAGUGAAGGAACCCUGGACCUGGAGAAGGAGGAAGAGGAGGGACAGAAAGGCAGUGGGGUGGCCAGGCUGUGUGGAGACAUCUGUCGGGAGGUGAGGGCCAAGCUGAGGGGCAUCGUGGACAGCAAGUAUUUUAACCGAGGCAUCAUGAUCGCUAUCCUGGUGAACACAGUCAGCAUGGGCAUCGAACACCAUGAACAGCCCGAGGAGCUGACCAACAUCCUGGAGAUCAGUAAUGUGGUGUUCACCAGCAUGUUUGCCCUGGAAAUGAUCCUCAAGCUGGCGGCCUUUGGCCUCUUCGACUACCUACGGAACCCUUACAACAUCUUUGACAGUAUCAUCGUCAUCAUCAGUAUCUGGGAGAUCAUCGGCCAGUCGGACGGGGGCCUCUCGGUGUUGCGGACAUUCCGCCUGCUGCGGGUGUUGAAGUUGGUGCGCUUCAUGCCAGCCCUACGCCGCCAGCUGGUGGUUUUGAUGAAGACCAUGGACAACGUGGCUACCUUCUGCAUGCUGCUCAUGCUCUUCAUCUUCAUCUUCAGCAUCCUAGGGAUGCACAUUUUUGGCUGCAAAUUCAGCCUCAGGACUGACACCGGAGACACAGUGCCCGACCGGAAGAACUUUGACUCGCUGCUCUGGGCCAUUGUCACAGUGUUCCAGAUCCUGACACAGGAGGACUGGAAUAUGGUUCUCUACAAUGGCAUGGCCUCCACCUCCCCCUGGGCCUCCCUCUACUUUGUGGCUCUUAUGACCUUCGGCAACUACGUGCUCUUCAACCUGCUGGUGGCCAUCUUGGUGGAGGGCUUCCAGGCGGAGGGAGAUGCCAACCGCUCCUACUCAGAUGAGGACCAGAGCUCUUCCAACAUGGAGGAGUUUGACAAGUUCCGGGAGGCCCACGAAGGACAUUUUGAUGUCAAGCUCUGCCCCAUCCCCAUGACCCCCAAUGGACACCUGGACCCCAGCCUCCCACUGCCUGGCUCCCUGGCCACCACAGGCGGCAUGCCCCCUGGCCCUUGCCACUCCCUGCAGCCUGACCAGGUGCUCAUUGCUGUGGACUCUAGGAAGAGCAGCGUGAUGUCUCUGGGGAGGAUCAGCUAUGACCAGCGGUCUCUGUCUAGCUCCCGAAGCUCCUACUACGGGGCCUGGGGCCACAGUGGGGCCUGGGCCAGUCGCCGGUCCAGUUGGAACAGCCUGGCCCGGGGCCAUAGCCUGAAGCACCGGGCACCCUCGGUGGAACACGAGUCACUCCUCUCUGGGGAAAGGGGCCGGUCAGUGGAAGGGGAGCGGGAUGACGGCGCCCCUCGUGGCCUGCCCCAUCACCUCCCUCCCCAUUCCCAUCCCCAUCACCACCACCUCCACCACUCGCACCGCUACCGGCACCGUCGGACGCUCUCCCUUGAUACUAAGGACUCCUUGGACCUAACAGAGUUGCCCCCAAUGGCCCCUCACACUCAUCUGAGGCCCACCCGGAAGGUGGGCACAGGCCUGGGUGCCAGUGAGCAUCAGGAUUGCAAUGGCAAGAUGCCCAACAUCGCCAAAGACGUCUUCACCAAGAUGGAUGACCGGAAGGACCACGUGGAAGAUGAAGAGGAGAUUGAUUAUAGUCUCUGUUUCCGAAUCCGGAAGAUGAUAGAUGUUUAUAAGCCUGACUGGUGUGAGAUCAGGGAAGACUGGUCUGUCUACCUCUUCUCUCCUGAGAACAGGUUCCGAGUCCUCUGCCAAACCAUCAUUGCCCACAAGCUCUUUGACUAUGUUGUCCUGGCUUUUAUCUUCCUCAACUGCAUCACUAUCGCUUUGGAGAGGCCCCAGAUAGAGGCUGGCAGCACUGAGCGAAUAUUCCUCACUGUGUCCAACUACAUCUUCACCGCCAUCUUUGUUGGAGAGAUGACGCUAAAGGUGGUCUCCCUGGGCCUGUAUUUUGGGGAGCAGGCCUACCUCCGAAGCAGCUGGAAUAUCUUGGAUGGAUUCCUGGUCUUCGUAUCCCUCAUUGACAUCGUGGUCUCCGUGGCCUCCGCGGGAGGAGCCAAGAUCCUUGGCGUCCUUCGGGUCCUCCGCCUCCUCCGGACCCUUCGCCCACUACGGGUCAUCAGCCGUGCCCCAGGCCUGAAGCUUGUGGUGGAGACACUCAUUUCAUCCCUCAAGCCCAUCGGAAACAUUGUCCUCAUCUGCUGUGCCUUCUUCAUCAUCUUUGGCAUCCUGGGAGUGCAGCUCUUCAAGGGGAAGUUUUACCACUGCCUGGGGGUCGAUAUCCGGAACAUCACCAACCGCUCAGACUGCAUGGCCGCCAACUACCGCUGGGUGCACCACAAGUACAACUUUGACAACCUGGGCCAGGCCUUGAUGUCCCUCUUCGUCUUGGCCUCCAAAGAUGGCUGGGUCAACAUCAUGUACAAUGGGCUAGAUGCGGUGGCUGUCGACCAGCAGCCUGUCACCAAUCACAAUCCCUGGAUGUUGCUGUACUUCAUCUCCUUCCUGCUCAUCGUCAGCUUCUUCGUCCUCAACAUGUUUGUGGGUGUGGUGGUGGAGAACUUCCACAAGUGUCGGCAGCACCAGGAAGCGGAGGAGGCGAGGCGCCGGGAGGAGAAGCGACUCCGGCGGCUGGAGAAGAAGCGAAGGAGUAAGGCCCAGCCUAAGUGUGCGUUGGAAGCCCAGCGACUCCCAUACUACGCUACCUACUGCCCUACCCGGCUCCUUAUUCAUUCUGUCUGUACCAGUCACUACCUGGAUAUCUUCAUCACCUUCAUCAUCUGCCUCAAUGUCGUGACCAUGUCCCUGGAACACUACAAUCAGCCCAUGUCCUUGGAGAUUGCUCUCAAAUACUGCAACUACAUGUUUACCACGGUCUUUGUGCUGGAGGCCAUGCUGAAACUAGUAGCAUUUGGGCUGAGACGCUUCUUCAAAGACAGGUGGAACCAGCUGGACCUGGCCAUUGUGCUCCUCUCGGUCAUGGGCAUCACCCUGGAGGAGAUCGAGAUCAACGCCGCCCUGCCCAUCAAUCCCACCAUUAUUCGCAUCAUGAGGGUGCUGCGCAUCGCCCGAGUGCUGAAGCUGCUGAAGAUGGCCACAGGGAUGCGGGCCCUGCUGGACACAGUGGUUCAGGCUCUCCCCCAGGUGGGAAACCUGGGUCUUCUCUUCAUGCUUCUCUUCUUCAUCUACGCUGCUCUGGGCGUGGAGCUCUUCGGGAAGUUGGUGUGCAGUGAAGAACAUCCCUGCGAGGGCAUGAGCCGCCAUGCCACCUUUGAGAACUUCGGCAUGGCCUUCCUCACGCUCUUCCAGGUCUCUACUGGGGACAACUGGAAUGGGAUCAUGAAGGACACGCUGCGAGACUGCACCCACGACGAGCGGAGCUGCCUCAGCAAUCUGCAGUUCAUCUCGCCGCUGUACUUCGUGAGCUUCGUGCUCACGGCCCAGUUCGUCCUCAUCAACGUGGUGGUGGCAGUGCUGAUGAAGCAUCUCGAUGACAGCAACAAGGAGGCUCAGGAGGACGCCGAGAUGGACGCCGAGAUCGAGCUGGAGAUGGCCCAUGGCCUCUGUCCUCGGAGCGCGGGCUCCCCGGGCUCCAGCAAAGGCGGAGGAGGCUGCACCGGCAGCGGAGGGAUGGGAGGCGGGCCGCCCGCUGAGGCCGAAGCGCGCCGCUGCAUGCGCUGCUACUCCCCGGCACAGGAGAACUUGUGGCUGGACAGUGUCUCUUUAAUUAUUAAGGACUCCUUCGAAGGAGAGUUAAUGAUCAUCGAUAACCUGUCAGGCUCCGUCUUCCACCAUUAUUCCUCCCCGGCCGUGUGCGAGAGGUGUGACCAUGACCAGCAAGAGGUCCAGCUGGCUGAGGUGGAGGCCUUCUCCCUGAACUCAGACAAGUCCUCUUCGAUCUUGCUGGGAGAUGAUGUGAGCCUGGAGGGUCCCACAGCAUGCCCCAUGGGCUCCAAGGAGAUCAAGCAGGGAGAAGCAGACGCUCCUGAGUCUAUCAAGAUCGGGGACUUGGGAGAAUGCUUCUUUCCCUUGUCCAACACGGCCGUCUCGGCAAGCCCAGAGAGCUUCCUGUGUGAGAUGGAGAAGGACCCCUUCAAUCCUGUCCAGUCCUGGCUGAAGCACGAGAGUGCUCCAGUUCCCUCCAGUCCUUUCUCAUCGGACGCUGCUAGCCCUCUCUUGCCCAUGCCUGCAGAGUUCUUUCAUCCAGCUGUGGCCACCAGCCAGAAGGUGGAGGAGAAGGCCACCUGCAAGGGGACUCUCCCCAAGAUCUCCCUGCAGGGCUCCUGGGCUUCCUUACGAUCUCCAAGUGUCAACUGCGCGAUCCUCAGACAGACCACGGAGAGCGACACCUCCCUGGACGGGAGCCGAAGCAGUGGCUCGGUAGGCAGCCUCCAGACCACCCUGGAUGACAGCCUGAAUCUCAGUGACUCCCCGCAGUGCACCCUGGACCUCCCCGCCGCCCUGUGCCCUGGGCUGCCUGGCCCCAACACCAGGGCCUCCCAUAGAACUGUGGUGGCCACCGCCCUCUCUCCGGCCUCCCGGCACCGGAGCCUGCGAGGCCGAGGCCUCUUCAGCCUGCGAACCCUCCGUGGUCACCAGCGCAGCCACAGCAGCGGGGGCAGCACCAGCCCUGGCUGCACCCACCAUGACUCUAUGGAUCCCUCCGAUGAGGAGGGGGUGGGCAGCAGCCUGCGGGGGGGAGGCACCAACAGCAGCGAGCAGUCAGAGACCCUUAGUAGCCUGUCGCUCACUUCCCUCUUCUCCCCGGCCCUGCCGCCCCCAGGCCUUCGCCUGGCUAAGAGGUGUAACAGCACAAGUAGCCUGUCCACAGUGGUCCCCUUGUCCUCUUCCAAGGGCCCGCUGCCCCCCUUGGGGACUGAGGGCCUGCAGCCCUACUCGGUUGAUCCCAGAGGCUUCCUGUCCACCCCCUCCUGGGGGACAGACUUCUGCAAGGACCGCCGCUUAGCCAGCGAGGAGCCCCAGGGGCCAGGGGGCCGCCAACGCAAGCAGCCUCCCCAGGUGGAGCUCGGGGAAGGGGUGACCAAGAGGAACAGAUGAGGUUCUCUGGCCCCGGGGGGUGCAGGCCCAGGAGCGGUUGUGGCGGGGGUGCCCAGCGGGGGAAGGCCAUUCACUGUGCCUGUCACUUCCAAACUCCCACUGAAGUGAGCCAGUGUGAGCGAGCGAGGAAGCAAUCGAGGAAGCGGGCAAGAGUCUACCAGGGUCCGGCUGGGUGUCAAACACACUUACCUCAGGCACACGGGAGACCAGAGGCACUGCCCCCGAGAUGGAAACACUGUGGGGAAGGAGGAGCCAGGGGCAGCUCAGCUGGGGUGGGGGCCUCUGGCCAGACGCGGAGCCAGAUGUGGCCCUCUCCAUAUAUAUAGACAUGUAUACAUAUAUAUAUAUACACACACACACAAAGACAUAUAUUUAUUUAUUUUUUUUACUGAAAGCUCAUGACUUCCAGAAAGUGCUAAGAACAGAGAGAGGUUGGGAUGGGAAGGCAGGGGAGCGUUUGACAAACAAAAUUGGUGAGAAACAGUCCGGCCCCAAGAGCAGAAGGCUAGGAGGGCAGAGUUGUUUUCCGUCCGGCCUGGACACUGCCCUCAGCAGGCCCUCAGGACGUUCACUUUGCCCAGGGGUGGUCUGGGGCAGCCCAUGGAGGCCCCCAGCACUCCUUGGAAGGGGCUGGGUUUUUGUCCUUUUGUUCUUGUUUGUGUUUUAGGAGCCCCAAAGGCACAAGAACCCUAUUUAGCAAAUAGGGACAUAUAUAUAUAUUUUUUUUUUUGGUAGCAAAAACAAACAACAAAGGGGAGGGGAGGAAGUAUAUUUUUCAAGUAAUAGGAGAGAGAGAGGAGGUGGGCAUGCCUCCCUGGGUUAGCCAGAAUGGCCUCCUGUUGCAUCAGCAAAAGCAGGAAACCACAGAACCAUGUGGUAUCAGGACUGGUAGGCACCUCCAAGCCCACCCACCCAGGCCAAGACCAAAGGCUCAGGAAGGGGAGGUGACCUACCUGAGGUCAAUAGCUUGGGUUGAAAGGUGCUUGGAGUCUUUUCGAUGGGCAGGCUGUGAGCAUGGAUAGGUGACCAUGCCCUUGGGCAAGCCUUGCCAUUGCUAACCAGGCCCUGACACAGAAUGACUGAUGAGUCCAGCCCAAGGCCUGCCCUCCAUAUAUGGGGUGUUCCCUUCCCAGUCUGUUCCCUGCUCCCGCAGCUGAGGAUCUGGGCAAUGCCACGGCUGCUCUUCCAAGGUGGGGCCCUUUCCUUAGUAUCCCAGCCCCUGGGCCUCUUGCUGGGAUCACCUGAACCCCCGGCACUCUCCAGAUCUUGGGGGGGGGGAGACUCCUUUUUCCGAAAUAGAGAACUUUGGGAGAGAGUGAUCUCUCUGUCUGUCUGUCUGUCUCCCCAUCAGUUCUAAGUGUUUUAAGCAAUAGAGUUAGGCCUCAAAGAGACAGAGAAAAGGACAAAGAAUAAUGAGCAAAAGGAGAGAACGAAUGUACCAACAAGCAGAGUCUCAGCCGAGAAGCGACGGAAGGGAUUUUGGUGGUCAGUGAUUUUACAGUUGAGGAAACUGAGGCCCAGACAGUACAUAUGACUUGCCCAGGGUCAGCUAGUAAGUGUCAGAAUCAGGAUUUGAAUCCAGGACUUCCCCAUUCUCAAUUCCUUAUCCUUUAUGAGGGAGUGGCUGGAAAGAGGAAGGAAGGGAGGCCCAUCUGAGGCCUGUGUGGGGGAGGUUAGCCCAGGAUAGAUAGACCCUAGUUUGGACUAUGAGAGGUCCCAUUGCAGGUGGGUGGGCUCAUCUGUUUAUUUCUCCUGAGUCCAGCUGCCGAGAUGGUCAGUCUUGGUCUUGAGGAGCCAAAUGUAUCUAAGCAAAUUCCAGAAUUCAGGGCAGGCCCUCCCCUUUCUCCUUGUCUGAGUUUAGCACUUGUCCUAAGCACAUGCCUGGCAGGCUGGGGCUGGGGGGUUGAGACCUGGCUCUUUUAGGAGCCCCUCCUGUGCUUCUCCCCCCUAACGAGCACCCACCUAUCCCCCCAAAAUGCCUACACCUCUUAGCUAGGCAAUAGGCACGCAACCCAUCACUGACCUGGGCUUUCCAGCAGAACCAGCCAGAGUGCCAAGUUUUGAGAAGGCAGGCUCACUUCUACACCCCAGCCAGGCAUCAGAGGACAGUGAGCGACUUCCCGCAGUCCCUCAAUACACAGAUCUCAGCCUAUCCCAUGCCAUCCCAUCCAGGGCAACUUGGGUCCAUCUUCUCCUAAGUCCUUCCAGCCAAUGAACUGCAGGUCCCUAUAUAGCCUCAGAGGUCCCAUAUUUAGAACUUGGAGGGACCUUAGGGAGCCUGCCCAACCUUCUCAUCUCAUAGAGGGGGGAAACGUGCUCACAGAUGCACAGACAUUCACUUUCAAAUACACGCUUCUACUCACCCAUGCCCAACAUUGAUGUUCACACCCAUAUAUGCCAUCACACACAGAUACACACCUAUGCUUACACACUUGCUCUAGCUUCUCCAACCCUUCUCCAAAGUAUUGGGUCAAGUUUCACAUAAGCAAUAACAAGACCUAAGGAUGGGCUUCACCGCCCCCCCCCUUCCUGGAGGCCCAACUUUGACUGGUGGGGAGGGGUUCCCUGUCAGCUCUGAAGGGUUACCAGGGUAUGUGAGGGAAAUGACCCCACUCUGAGCCUCCCACCAAGUCCUGUAAGGAGUCGUGGAGGUGGUCUUUCUGGCUGGAGAGGUAAGGGGGGUUGGUUUACCCAUCUCCCACCUUGUUGGUACCUGAGUUUACUCCAAGGGCCUUUUAAGGAGGAUCCAGCCCUAAGAGAAAGAUUUAGUUUAGCUGGGGUACCAAGACUAGAAAACAGUUCCAUUUGAGUCAAAUGAGUCACUGGGACAAGACUCCUAAAUGUAAUUAUAGACAUAUAAAAUCUCCUAUGCAUCUACAAAGCCCUUUCUUUACAGCCUGCAUUUGUUAUUUUUGUAGUUUAAUUAAUGCCCUUUAUUUUCACACCUUCCGAUCGGAUUACCAGGCUAAUGAUCUUUCCUCCUAUUACCCAGCUGACAGGAUGCCAGACCUAUGCUAUUCUCCUCACUCCCAGUCCCUUUAUGGGUUGGAAGAUGUGUGUGAAUGGAUGAUCACAGCCCCCAUUUCCAUAGUACCUUAAGGAUUGCAAAGUACUUUAUGCCCACUGCAACCUUGUGAGGUAGGUGGGGCAGAUGUUAUCGUUACCAUUGUACCAUCUGCACAUGUCUAACUUAGGAAGGCCUUCUGACUUCCAAGACCAACCUAUUAGGGAUGGGGAUCUAGGCAGCCUGGCAGGAGGCAAAUGUGGUUAUGGCUUGGUCCAAGCUGGCAAGUCAGAUUGUAGACAGCCAACAGGGUGAGGAAGAAAAGGUAGGAAGUUUACAAUGGAGGGGUAGAGGUAGGGGUGGAGGGCUACAGGUGUGGAAUGUUACAUACGCUAGCAGAUACAGAAUGUCUGGAUCAGUUCCCAUAACUAGAAUCUGCCACAGUCACUGAGUUGGGUGAGGCUGAACAAGGAAUGAUGCUUUGUGUUGUUGUUGUUGUUUCUCAGAGAUGUGCUGCUCAGGGCAAGUGAGGAAGGAAGAGUAUGUUUGUCUUUCUUGGGCUCAGGACAAGGGUAGAGGGCUGGCAGGGAUGGUGCAUGCUCUUUGGACGAUGGCAAGCAGCUACCUCGAGUGGGUUUUCUCUAGGACCGGAAUAUGCCAGUAUCUCUGUGGCAUCUCUCCCUUUUUACCCCUGGACUGCAGGAUGCUUGAGCUUCCUUGUGUUUCUGCCUCUUUUCUGGAGCCAAGUCACAAGAACCACAAUUAGCUGAGAGAUGUGAGUUUGUUCGUGGCAAAGGAUCCUAGAAGGGCAUUGAUCCCGACCCCCCACCCUAACAGGAAUCUCCUGUACUACUACAUUUAAAAUUCAGUGCUGAUGAAUGUAAAAUACUACCCCCUAUGCUUUAGAAAACCAGCUUUAAAAGGGUAAGUUGAGGAGAGGGGAGGUCUGGCUCGAUAGUAGUUUGCCUGAAAAAGAGCUGAGGGUUUUAGAGGACCACAAGUUCAGCAUAAUUUAAUAGCUAGAGAGACAGAGAGAGGGAGGGAGGGAGAGAGAGAGAGAGAGAGAGAGAGAGAGAGAGAGAGAGAGAGAGAGAGAGAGAGAGAGAGAGAGAGAGAUUUCCUUGGUAGAAGGAAUUCCCCCCAGCAGGUCUGGUUGGCAUCAUCUCUGCGGGCUAGAAUGGUCUAGAGCAUUGAGAGGUGGAGGGGCUUACUCAGAGGCCUCUGGUCUGAUAGGAGGGAAGCAAGGGGAAAAAAGGAAAUGGAUUUUAGAGUGCAUGAAGAGAAUCAGGGAAUGCUGUGUUCUGUUCCUGGGUUGUCCAGUGGAGACAGCCAGGAUGGGGAGGGGCUUUGAAUCGGUGUCACAGGAGAGGAGCACUUCAAAGAACAGGGGCUAUUUGGCCAAGAGAAAAAGGGACUCAUUUUACAGAUAAGGAAACUGAGACGCAGAAAGGAUCAUAAAUUUGGAGCGAGGAGGAAACAGGCCCAGGCACUAAGCUGACCUUAACUCGUGUGUUGGCUGGGUUGGGGGUUUGGACCCUUUCUAAGACAGAAGCUUAGUCCCACUAAAAGGUCAUCAUCAGGUCAGUGGCCCAGGCCAAUGCUCAACAGAGGCAUGCCUGACAGAAGGAGCGACCGAAGUCAAUGUGGGCAGUAUGGGGCAUGACGUCCACAUGUACUCAAAGGACCCCAAACCCCAAAGUCCACGUAUGUUGGGCCCCAGGUGGCUGGAGAACAGGACAGUGACUAUGUCUAGGCCCUCCCUCUUGGGUGGGAUACCCCACACCUUUGCCUAGGACGUCUUCCCAGAGUCCCUUUCCCCUUUGCCUCAGAAAAGCACAGCCCAUUCAUGCAAGCCCCUCAUCCUGCCCCAAGGACUCUAGGAAGUCAGGGCAAGAAGGAAUCCUCCUCAUUUUAAGGACAGGCUUCUGAGAUUCCUGGAGGGGAAAAUGACAUGCCCAAGGCCACACAAAUAAUAAAUAGCAGAACUGGGGUUCAAACCUACAUCGAUGGACUCCAAUAAUCUAAUGCUCUGCCCACUGUACCACACUACCAUUCCCAUACCUGUUGUCCCAGUUUUCUCCUUUUGCAGUUCUCCAGAACAUCCUUUCUCUGACAAUGAUAGGGGCAAAAAUGAACAUACUUCCAGCAGAUCGCAGCCCCUCACACCUCUUUCCUUGCCUCUCUCUCUCUCUCUCUCUCUCUCUCUCUCUCUCUCUCUCUCUCUCUCUCUCUCUCUCUCUCUCUCUCUCUCUCUCUCUCUUUCUCUCUCUCUCGACUUGCUAUAGUCCAAAACUUGAGCCGCUAGAAGCCAAAGCCCACUGCUAAGUCUUUUUUGUCUUCAUAUUCCUAGCACCCAGCACAGUGCCUAGCACACAGCAGGUGUUUAAUAAAUGCUUGUUGUGCCUAAUACACAUCAGGUGUUUAAUAAAUGCUUGUUGCUUGGCAGGUGGCUGAGGGCCAGAGCUGUGACAAGGGUGUGACAAACAGAGCUCUGCCCUAGGGUGCUAGUUCACAUCUGUGGGAGGCACGACCGCUCUCCAUCCUCCAGGGGUGCAGGAGAGAUUCUCUAAAUGACAGGUCAAUCCACUCCUUGUGCAGCUUCCUCUAGACUCCUCACCCCAACUUGACUUGUGCUGGGGUGUGAAAAAUCUUAGUUACAGCUUGAUGUAAGACAGCUAUGGGUCUGUCUCUGGACCUGUCCUCAAAGCCUUUCCAGUUUGCCAAGAUCUGUUGGGGUUCAGGCUCCACUGACGGGGCCUCCAAGGACCCCAGUUCACAUCCAGGCCAUGACAGGACCUCAGCACAGGACUUGAGUGGAGGCACAAAAUUCCAAUAAAUCAGCUUCAUCCCCCCCUCCCUCCUCCCUGCUCCUUCCAGCCCAUCCAUCUGGAAGCUGUUGUCCCCUCCAGGGCCCAUGCCCCUUGUCCAGUGCUGCGCCUUCAGGAGCGGUGAAUGCCCUGAUCAUCGGAGCAGCAGCUUCUCCACACCCAGAUAGCUCCUUGUCUUCAUGCAAUAAUAGGAAUUUCAAGGCUCAGACCCUGGGGUUGGGGGAGGGGGAUCGCCACCAGGGAGACUGAGAAGGUACGAGCCUCUCUCCUCCAAGAAGCCCUCCAUCCUUUCCCUUUCCUCUUUUCUCAAUGAACUUCCAGUCGGAUGUACAGUUUCUACGACAUGACAAUUUUAAUCCUAGUUGCUGAUGGGUAGUGUCUGCUGUUCUCUUACCAUCGAGGUGUAGGAAAACCAACAGCCAACAGUAUUGUAUUGAAUUAAAA
Molecule: messenger RNA, 13358 nt
Organism: Dromiciops gliroides (monito del monte)
Lineage: Eukaryota; Metazoa; Chordata; Mammalia; Microbiotheria; Microbiotheriidae
Gene: CACNA1I
Product: calcium voltage-gated channel subunit alpha1 I
Exons: 37
Coding region: 375-7082 (2235 amino acids)
Biological process (GO): calcium ion transmembrane transport; neuronal action potential; membrane depolarization during action potential
Cellular component (GO): voltage-gated sodium channel complex; plasma membrane; voltage-gated calcium channel complex
Molecular function (GO): low voltage-gated calcium channel activity; voltage-gated sodium channel activity
Source: RefSeq, a predicted model, not a curated record